This is a messenger RNA of Chenopodium quinoa (quinoa), 1116 nucleotides long. RefSeq lists its product as uncharacterized. NCBI's taxonomy places the organism in Eukaryota, Viridiplantae, Streptophyta, Magnoliopsida, Caryophyllales, Amaranthaceae. The transcript has 5 exons. Bases 1 to 1116 code for a protein of 371 amino acids. Gene Ontology annotation, molecular function: nucleic acid binding; RNA-DNA hybrid ribonuclease activity. The record is from RefSeq and is a predicted model, not a curated record.
AUGGCAACACUCCAGGAAAUUCCAGUGCGCGAUAAUAAUUCAGUAGAAGAAGGUCUUGAGCUGAAUUCAUACUGUUCUAGUGCUACCAGAUGGAAUUGGCUGAAAUUUGUUACAGGAAGUCAUAAUGUCGAAACGGUUUUGCACUCAAUCUUUGAGUGUAAGUAUGCGAGAGAGAUUUGGAGAUAUAGCGAGUUUGGGGACCUACUUCAUGAAUGUGCUGAGACAUGUAUUGCUGAUAUGUUGUGUUGGUUUGCAAAGAAGGUGAGCAAGGAGCAAUUGAGAGUCUUCACAUCUCUAUGUUGGGCAGCGUGGCAUUGCCGAAACAAGCACAUUUUUGAAGGGCCAGGAGGAAUAAGAGCGGUUGAGAUGGCUAGGGGUUUCGUGCUAUUCUCAUCUGAUUAUGGGCUAUACAAUUCGAAGCUAAACGGUGGAGGACCGAGAACAUAUGCUUCAGCCAGUUUGUGGUCUCUACCCCCUGCUGGAGUAGUGAAAUUGAAUGUUGAUGCUCAUAUCAGGGAGGGGAUUGGGGUCCAGUUUGGUGUUUUGAUUCGAGACAACCAUGGGGGGUUGUUAGCUGCUGCAGUGAAGCAUUGUGAGGCACGGUGGUCACCGGAUAUGGCGGAGGCUGGUGCUAUGAGAUACGGGGUUGAGCUGGCAAGAAGGCUGGGGUUCGAGAAGGUGGUUCUGGAAAGUGAUGCACUUACAACAGUUCGAGCAAUCCAGACGAGGCAAGUAGGGGCUGCACCUAUUUUUCUUCUAUUUGAUGAUGUUCUGAAGAUGAGCAAUGAUUUUUCUUUUUUCUCUUGCAAUCACGUUAAACGAACAGGGAAUACGGUAGCCCACUUUGUUGCUAGAUGGGAUACUAGUACUUCCCCGGAACGGUGCUAUACUGCACUAAAGGUUGGCCGUGAAAAACAACACAAGAGUCGGCUAAAUGGGUAUGAUAUAGCACCAGAAAAGUACUUCAGGCAACAAGAAGGCUUUGGAGUGUUCCGUGCAGCUGGGAAUUACAUAUUGGAGCAGGGUAAAAGUGCGCAGGGGAGUCACACAUGGAAGUGUGAAUGUGCAGAGAAACUUGAUCUACGAGUUUCAUGUGUUAGUUUUCUACGUAUAUAA